UACCUUGCAUUGCAGUGAAGAGAGGGACUGCAGUACUGCACAGAAUCAUCAGGUGUCGCUGUUGCUAAGAUCCGGUUAGGUUAGUUACUCAGACUGAGGCAGCGGUGACGUCACAUUUGUAAACAAUUAUGGCGGACGAAAAGAAAGGAGGAUUAGACACAGUGACACAGCAGGCACCUCCCUACCCGGGGGCUCCUCCCUACCCCCAGGGGCAGCCUCCUCCCCAGGGUGCUUAUGGACAGGCACCACCGCCCUACCAGGUCCAACCCACCACCUACGUGUUCACCAACACAGCUGGACAGCAGCCUGCAUAUGUGCAGCAUGUUGCACCUGGCCAGGUGAUCCACACAGGCCCGGUUCCUGAGGACUACCUGGUGUUUGCCAUCAUCACCACCAUCUGCUGUUUCUGGCCUACUGGCAUCUGCGCCAUACUCAAGGCAGUGGAGACCCGUGACCUGAUCGCCCGCGGUGACAUCGCCCGCGCAAACGAGUCCUCCCGCAGGGCAAAGAUGCUCUCUAUCCUCACCCUGUGCAUCGGGCUGUUCCUGGUCCUGGGGGUCAUCGUUUACAUGAUCGUACUCUUCACAGUCCUGCUGCCCAAGUGGACCCAUGAUGGUUACUAGUGGCAGCAUUGUUUGAUCCCCAGGUCACGCUGAUCUGAUUACCUGGUUCUUAGGUUAGAAAAUCAAAAGCUGAACUGGAGUAUCAACAUGAAAACAGAGUACAAAGGCCUGUACCUACAGGGAACACAGGAUUGGGCUGUCUCAAGAUGUGAAUUUUUUUUACAUCACACUCAAUGUUUGGGAGCCCAGGUUGUCAAUUUCCAUUGUUAAGUCUAUCAUUUUAAGCUUAGAAAAAUACAUAUUCAUCAGUUAUUGUCAUAUAGUUCAGAAUUUGGACAGAUUUCUGUCCCCAGACAGAGGGAACAGGUCCUAGAGGCAGCCCUGCCAUAGACAAAUUUUCUUCUUCCAUUUUCAUCUUGACUUGACUAAUAAGUACACUUGAAAAAGUCUAAGAACCAAGGAAACAAAUCAGUGUGCACAUGGAUGAUCUUUUGCAGAUGGACCAGUUACUGUGAAGGUCACUGUUGUUAGCCUCCUGUUGUUUUAACAGAUGGUGUAUUAGUCUCUACAGCUACAUUUGUAUGUGCCUUUUUGCUCUAUCUUUUAAGUCAUUUGUUACACAAGGACACCUGUAUCUUCAGAGUUUUGUAAGGUAGAGAGAAGACCACUGAUAGUAAUAUGUGAGCAUACUUCAGAGAUGAAACAUCAGGAAACAGCAUUCAUUCCAGGAAUUAAUUCUGACCAGACUUUCUCGACACUUGUUUUAUAAAAUGAUGAACUUAUGAAUAGAGCUAGGGGAUACAAAUCAUGUAAGGGUUCAAUAUGCUUGACUGGUCCACCUUUGGAAUUUUAGAACAUACAACAUGUACUGCUAGUAGGUCUCAAUACGUUUUGUGGUAAAUGCAGUUGUACAGAUUCAGAUGAAGGAAAGAAAGAGCAGGCCCUUUUUUACAAUAUACAAAAAAGUGUCUUUUAGAGGUUGACGAUGUCAUGGGGUUGUAAGAAUGAUUGUAAAGAUACAUGUACAUGGCACUUGUUUUAAUGAUAUCUCAAUGUCCUAAUAAUAAGCAACAAGCAAGCUCUACUUUAAUCUUUUCAGGCAAAACGAUACAGUUUUAUUACUGUUUUCACUUAGGUGUCAUACUUGUGUAUCUCUUUUUGUAUGUGCUAACUAGAGUGAUUGUGUGUAUCAAUAUGAUACUGUCAUUUUGUCUCACUGGUUUUAAAGUGUAGUAGGAACUCUUUUUAUAAAAUGUUUUACAAUUAUAUAGACAGAUAUAUAAAUCAAUCCCAGGUAGUGUUAUGAUGCUAUAUAGGGUUAAAUCCUUUUAAUGAGUACUCAAGGUUUACUAUACACUACCCAUUACAUGUAUGUACGAACUUACUAUAGAACACCUUUAUGUCAUUCACUUUCAACCUAUUUCUGUUUGACUUUGAAGAAGAUUUCUGCCCAAAUAAAAGGUGAUCUUCACCAAUAAUAUUA
This is a messenger RNA of Branchiostoma floridae (Florida lancelet), 2046 nucleotides long. Its product is annotated as proline-rich transmembrane protein 1-like. The transcript is spliced from 4 exons. Lineage: Eukaryota; Metazoa; Chordata; Leptocardii; Amphioxiformes; Branchiostomatidae. Bases 129 to 623 code for a protein of 164 amino acids. Gene Ontology annotation, cellular component: membrane. The record is from RefSeq and is a predicted model, not a curated record.